Pseudogymnoascus destructans is the source of this 775-nucleotide messenger RNA. RefSeq lists its product as uncharacterized. The record is from RefSeq and is a predicted model, not a curated record. Bases 467 to 775 code for a protein of 102 amino acids. NCBI's taxonomy places the organism in Eukaryota, Fungi, Ascomycota, Leotiomycetes, Thelebolales, Thelebolaceae. The transcript has a single exon.
UCAUCUUUUUUGUAUCCUUCGUAGUAGACCUAUAGGAUAGCAUCCGUUUAGCCUCCGACUUGCACUCUCAUAUGCUAUUACUGUGAGCUGGGUGCCCUGUGUCCUUACAUUAUACAAAAAAGAUCACGCCUGCCGGGGACGGCCGUACUUAAAUAAUAUCCCACACCGGAACGACUCAGGAGAACUACCGUUACACCAUCGACUGCGACUCAGUGACGUUUUGGAGGAGAGACCUGACGACUUCAAAUAGCCGUGAUUCCAGAGAUCUCACGGACAGCCAGUGGAUCAGGGUUUGAUUCUUCAGAACAAGCUGGUAAAGUCGCUGACGCGUUGGCGACAAAUAGGAUACGAGAUCCUUAAGAACCCCCUCAUAGCAUAGAGGAAAUUGUGGACAAGAGCGUUGAUAGCUACGAGCUACCGGAAGUCAAGCUCUUUCGUAUCGGUACCGAUACACACCCGAGGCAGUAUGUCGAAAAAGCCGACAUCAAACAUACCCCAAGACAAUGAUGGUCAACUGCCCAGAAUGACUACCAGACAAUCCACCGCUGCAGCUAUGACCGCUGUGCCAUCCGAAGACAUCCCGAGUCGAAUGGCCCACCUCGAAGCACAGGCACAGAUACAGGAGGUCAAGGAUCUACUAGUUAUCCUGUCGGCAUCCCAGACCAGAAUCCCGUCCACACUGUUACGAUAUCAAGUGCACCUUGCAGCUCGAGUGGGGGUUCAGGGGUGUGGGGAGCUUUCCGGGGUUGGAGCAAAGUUUUCAGUUGUGGAGUGA